CCUCGCGGGGAGCAUUUUACACAUCCCGACCACGCGGAACGCGGAGGGGACUCCGCCGCCGUUACCGCCGAUGUUUUGCUGCCGGCGGCCACCGUGUAAAAGGCGGCGGGAGCGGGCGGAGGAGCGCCACAGCGACACGCACGGCGCCGCGGCGAGCGAGCGAACGGCAGCGGAAAAAAGCUCCGGCUCCCGCUGACAUUUUAUCUCCCGACAGCGCAGCCGAAAAACGGCGACUCCGAGCGCAGCGAUGCCGGGCAUGAUGGACAAGGGCUCGGAGUAUCUAGGGAAAGGUCGCUCGAACGGCACCAAGAGUCCGUCCAACGCUUCCAACGGACAUUUUUCUGACGAAAGCGGCAGCGACGACGAGCACGAUGUCGGGAUGCGGGUCGGAGCGGACUAUCAGGCCAACAUCCCCGAGUUCGAGCCCGGUUCCACCAAGUACACAGAUAAAGACAGUGGAGGGAUGCUGGUCUGGUCUCCGUACCACACCAUCGUCGACUCCAAAUUGGAUGAAUACAUCGCUAUAGCCAAAGAGAAACACGGAUACAACGUGGAGCAGGCUCUCGGCAUGCUCUUCUGGCACAAACACAACAUAGAGAAGUCUCUGGCCGACCUGCCCAACUUCACUCCGUUUCCGGACGAGUGGACGGUGGAGGACAAGGUGCUGUUUGAACAGGCCUUCAGCUUCCACGGAAAGAGCUUCCACCGCAUCCAGCAGAUGUUACCGGACAAAUCCAUCUCCAGUCUGGUGAAGUACUACUACUCGUGGAAGAAGACUCGCUCCAGAACGAGUCUGAUGGACCGACAGGCUCGCAAACUGGCCAACAGGAGCAACCAGGACGACAGUGACGAGGAGAUGGAGGAAGCCAAUCCCAUCGAAGCCAACGACAGCGACUACGACCCCAACAAGGAGGCCAAGAAAGAGACCCAGGUGGAGCCGACGGUGCCGGGCUCUAAGGUGGCUCUGGGUCGACGGGAGCACCAGACCCUGCAGCACCGACACCACCAGCGCUCCCGCUGCCGCCCCCCGAAAGGCAUGUACCUGACCCAGGAAGACGUGGUGGCCGUGUCCUGCAGCGCCUCCGCCGCCAACACCCUCCUCCGUCAGCUGGACAUGGAGCUGGUGUCCCUCAAGAGACAGGUCCAGAACGCCAAACAGAUGAACAGUGGACUGAAACACAUGUUGGACCCUGGGAUUGAAGAGUUCAGGCUCCCUGAGUGUAACCAGAAGGUGAACGCUCGUUGGACCACAGACGAGCAGCUCCUGGCUGUUCAAGGUGUCAGGAAAUACGGAAAAGACUUUCAGGCCAUCGCAGACGUCAUAGGCAACAAGACGGUGGGCCAGGUGAAGAACUUCUUUGUGAACUACCGGCGGCGGUUCAACCUGGAGGAGGUGCUGCAGGAGUGGGAGGCCGAGCAGGGAACACGAGCUCCUAACGGAGACAGCGCCACCUCCGGAGAGGAGGGAAAGAAUAGCUCCACCACUCCGUCAGGGAAGAGCACCGACGAAGAGGACGAAGAGGGUCAGGUGACCUCCUCAGGUGCGUCUCCUGCUGCCUCCUCUUCUUCUACAGCUCAGACUCCGGUGAUGUCCAGCACCUCCUCCUCCUCCCUCCAUCAGCCGCCUCCCCUCCUUCGGCCCUCCCUGCCGGCCACGCCCUCCCUGCACCGCCAGCCCCCGCCCCUCCAACAGCAGGCUCGCUUCCUGCAGCCCCGUCCCACCCUGCAGCAGCCCCCGCCACUCAUCCGCCCCUCUAACCCCCUGCCCCCCCGCCUCAACCCCCGCCCUCCGGUUCCCAUGACGCUCGGCGGCAACCCCGGGGGGUCAGGUCCAAGCUCCACCCAGCAGCCCUCGGGCCUGGCCAUCCACCAGUCGGAGACGGCCUCAUCUUCCUCCCUCCAUUAACGAACGUCAGACUGAAUUGCUGUUGAAGAGACACAAGAAAGAAAAUAUUCAGUUUCAAAUUGAAGCUGCUGCGUUCAGGCCUGGUGGGAAAAUCUUAGGGACUUUGUGCAGUUUUUCACUGCUUUUGAUCACCUUUUCGACCCACACGAACAGACACAUUUGAAAGACACAUUGACAAAAAACAAAAUCCAAAAUCCUAAUCUGAGUUUUUAAUAUUUGGUGAAGAGUGCGUUAGGGGUCAAAGUUCGUCUUUCCCACAGGACUUAACAUGUAGCGUACCUGCUGGCUGAUGGGCACCUGGUUCUAAAGUCUUUGUCUUGUACAGGAGGUUUGACUAGAAGUAAUUCAGUCUUCAGACAGAUAAGUAAAUCUCAGUCUUUUCAGUCAUCAACUAAUCCUCAACAGACAUUACAUGGCGUCCCACAGGGUUCAAUCCUGGGUCCCUUUAUUUUUCUACAUCAGUACGUGUCCUUAACCACAAACAGAAAUGGCACAGCAGUAAAACAUUUCAAAGCCAGUGAUUUAGUCAGUCUCAUAAUCUGCCUUUUUAAAUACAGCAAGACUAAGAGUCUGCAGCCAUGCUAGCAGCCCUGUGAGGCCUUACUGAGGCACAGUGGUGCUUUGAGUUAAGUGGUAAUGUCGGCAUGCUAACGUACCCAGUGACAGUGCUAACAUGCUGAUGUUCAGCAGGUAUACCGUUAACGUUAACCAUGUCCACGAUCUUAGCAUGCCAGCAUCUGCUAAUUAGCACGAAAAGCAAAGUACAGCUGCGGCUGAUGGGAAUGUCAUUAGUUUUGUAGGUAUUCGGUCAUAAACCAAAGAGUUGGACAAAUUAAUUCUCUGACCUGAUUAUGGUGCUAGAUGAAAAGUCAGGAUCACAAAAGGUAUUAGAAUAUAUACUUCAUGGGAAUGAUUUUAAUUGAAGCUGCAACGAUUAUUUGAUUAGUCAUUUAGUCCAUUGACAGAAGCCUAAUCUGCAAUUAUUCUGAUGAUCGAUUAACUGAGCAUUUUUCAGUCAAAAAUACCAACAAUUGAUGGUUGUAGGUUCUCGAAAUGCCAGGAUUUAAUGCUUUCUGUGUCAUAUGAUAGCAAAGAGAAUAUUUUGGUGUUUUUAGACUGUUGGUUGAAUAAAACAAGCUAUUUAAAUA
This is a messenger RNA of Xiphias gladius (swordfish), 3054 nucleotides long. RefSeq names its product REST corepressor 3 (gene rcor3). Gene Ontology annotation, molecular function: transcription corepressor activity. The record is from RefSeq and is a predicted model, not a curated record. Gene Ontology annotation, biological process: regulation of transcription by RNA polymerase II; negative regulation of DNA-templated transcription. Gene Ontology annotation, cellular component: histone deacetylase complex; transcription regulator complex. The transcript is spliced from 12 exons. The coding region runs from base 248 to 1906 and encodes 552 amino acids. Lineage: Eukaryota; Metazoa; Chordata; Actinopteri; Istiophoriformes; Xiphiidae.